This is a messenger RNA of Tetranychus urticae (two-spotted spider mite), 2445 nucleotides long. Its product is annotated as tubulin alpha-1A chain. The record is from RefSeq and is a predicted model, not a curated record. Lineage: Eukaryota; Metazoa; Arthropoda; Arachnida; Trombidiformes; Tetranychidae. Gene Ontology annotation, biological process: microtubule-based process. Gene Ontology annotation, molecular function: structural constituent of cytoskeleton; GTP binding. Gene Ontology annotation, cellular component: microtubule.
AGACUUUUCCCGUUCAAGUGUUUUCCAAGACUCAUUCAGUCUACCAGGUAACAAGGAACCAGAUUGAUUGUUGAGAAGAAAAGAAUCAUCAAAUCUAUCUUAACCUUAGUUAUCCGUGAUCUUUACUUCAUCUUCACAUUUUCAUCACCUAAUCUUCCUUUUUCUACUCCGUUCUCUUAAUUGUUGUCUUCUUGACUAACUGUUUUUCAGCUAAAUUUGCUUCCAAUAUUCCAUUUUUUGAUAAUCUCUUCUUGCCUCUCUUUCUGUUCUUCACCCUUUACCUGACAUUUGUCUACUAAUUAACCAAACCCUUCUUUGUGAUCUAUUUUAACCGACUAAAGACUGUGAUUCAAAAUGCGAGAAUGUAUCAGUGUCCAUGUCGGCCAAGCUGGAGUCCAAAUGGGCAAUGCCUGUUGGGAGCUUUACUGUCUUGAACAUGGUAUUCAACCCGACGGUCAAAUGCCUAGUGAUAAAACCGUUGGUGCCGGUGAUGAUUCAUUCAACACUUUUUUCAGUGAAACUUCUGCAGGGAAACAUGUCCCAAGAGCUGUUUUCAUCGAUCUCGAACCCACUGUAGUUGAUGAAGUUCGUACUGGAACUUAUCGUCAACUAUUUCAUCCUGAACAAUUAAUUACUGGCAAGGAAGAUGCUGCUAACAACUAUGCUCGUGGUCAUUACACCAUUGGUAAAGAAAUUGUUGAUGUUGUACUGGACAAAAUUAGGAAAUUAUCUGAACAAGCCACUGGCCUUCAAGGAUUCCUGAUAUUCCAUAGUUUCGGCGGUGGAACCGGCUCAGGAUUUACUAGUCUGCUCAUGGAAAGAUUAUCCGUUGAUUAUGGUAAAAAGAGUAAAUUGGAGUUUAGCAUUUAUCCAGCUCCACAAGUAUCCACAGCUGUGGUUGAACCUUACAACUCGGUUUUGACUACUCACACCACCUUGGAACACUCAGAUUGUGCCUUCAUGGUGGACAAUGAAGCUAUUUACGAUAUUUGUCGACGAAACUUGGACAUUGAUCGUCCAACCUACACCAAUCUCAACCGUCUCAUAGGUCAAAUUGUAUCUUCAAUCACGGCUUCCCUUCGUUUUGAUGGUGCUCUCAAUGUUGACCUUACCGAAUUCCAGACCAACCUUGUACCUUACCCUCGAAUCCAUUUUCCCCUGGCAACUUAUGCUCCGGUUAUUUCAGCUGAGAAGGCUUAUCAUGAACAGUUGACUGUCGGUGAAAUUACCAAUUCCUGUUUUGAACCACAAAAUCAAAUGGUCAAGUGUGACCCUCGACAUGGCAAAUACAUGGCAGUUUGCCUGCUCUACCGGGGUGACGUUGUUCCCAAGGAUGUUAAUGCUGCAAUUGCUGCCAUUAAAACCAAAAGAUCAAUCCAAUUUGUUGAUUGGUGUCCCACUGGAUUCAAGGUUGGAAUCAACUAUCAACCACCAACCGUUGUACCCGGCGGUGAUUUGGCCAAAGUUCAACGAGCUGUUUGCAUGCUGUCUAAUACAACGGCCAUUGCUGAGGCUUGGGCUCGACUGGAUCACAAGUUUGACCUGAUGUACGCCAAACGUGCCUUUGUUCACUGGUAUGUGGGUGAAGGUAUGGAGGAGGGUGAAUUUUCUGAGGCCAGAGAAGAUUUAGCUGCACUCGAAAAGGAUUACGAAGAAGUUGGUCUUGAAUCAACGGAUGGUGAUGGUGAUGAUGAUACUCAUGAAUAUUAAACAAAGGAAAAGCUAAAAACAUAAAAAUGACGAAAAAGAAGGAAUAUCAAGACAUUGAAUAGGAAAGUCAACAUUAAAAGUCGGACAAUUUCAAUUUUACUGCAUUUCACGUCAAAUUGGCUUAUUAAGAUUACCAAAAAAUAUACACCAAGACGCAAACCUUUAGUUAAAAGCUGACAUAGACACCAGAAAAAAAGUCAUAAAUUGUGUGCAGAAUAAUAACAAUUAAAUUGUCAGUCCGGAUCAGAUGCUAACAAUGUUAAUUAGAUUAAUUUAACUCUUUUCUAACCUCGACUCAUCAUUCUGCCAUUUUAUGUACUCAUCUCUACUUACCUUUCUGGUUCCACAUUCAAUUGGUACAUUGAAUUGCCUUCCUAACCAACUUUUGCCUUUUUCAUGUUUUAUUAACUUAACCUGGUUCUAAAUGCUAAACUAAUCAGUAUCAUUUAAUAUCACUCUCUUAUUAGUCUUCAAGCUGGAAAAUUCUGACGAUAACUCUUUUAAAGAUGACAAUUUUGAAACAUUUUAAAUACUACAUUACAUUGAUAUGGCUUAUUAUUAUUGCACUCAACACGGACGCUCCACCGAAUCCUCAUCAUCAAAAUUUGAGCCGAUUAAAGACUUGCAAUCAUUUUAUUAAUAUUACCAACCAACCAAACAAAAUGUUAUCCUCUCAUCUUUCACAAAUCUUGACAAUAUUGAAUAUAUUAUUAACUUUUUUCUUUAAACAUUUUU